Molecule: messenger RNA, 1694 nt
Organism: Cololabis saira (Pacific saury)
Lineage: Eukaryota; Metazoa; Chordata; Actinopteri; Beloniformes; Belonidae
Gene: tm7sf2
Product: transmembrane 7 superfamily member 2
Exons: 11
Coding region: 74-1351 (425 amino acids)
Biological process (GO): sterol biosynthetic process
Cellular component (GO): nuclear inner membrane; endoplasmic reticulum membrane
Molecular function (GO): oxidoreductase activity, acting on the CH-CH group of donors, NAD or NADP as acceptor
Source: RefSeq, a predicted model, not a curated record
AGAUAGCGGAGAUGGACGCACGGUUGUACUGAAAUCCCCGGUCUUAACUCCGCAGCUACGCCGGUGCACAAAGAUGAGAUCAGACAGCAAAGGACUGAAGAACAGACUGUCACAGGACACCGAGAGGGAGUUUGGAGGAGCUCUGGGUGCCAUAUGCAUUCCCGUCUUUCUUCCACUGACGGUGCUCUUCCUGAUCUGUGUGAGCCGGUCUCCCGAGGCCAGCGUGCUCCAGUGGCCGCCGUCCCUCCCCUCCACGGAUCAGCUGUGGGACCCUGUGGCCCCCGUUCUCCUGCUGGGAUGGAUCGCCCUGCAUGCCCUCCUCUAUUCGAUGCCAUUAGGAAAGGUGUCUGAAGGGUUAAUGCUGAGGGAUGGAACGCGCCUGAAGUAUCCCAUAAAUGGUUUUCACAGCCUGUGCGUCAGCGCCGUGUUGCUGAUUUUGUUCCUGGGUCUCGGGGCUCCACUCGGAUAUCUGUUUGAGCUGCUCUUGCCUCUGGCAGCGUCUGCCAUCGCACUAUCAUUCCUGUUCUCCAUCUACCUCUACGUCCGCUCCUUCUGCGCUCCUUCCCAGGCUCUGGCUCUGGGGGGAAACACAGGGAACCCCCUGUAUGACUUCUUCAUCGGCCGGGAGCUGAACCCACGCAUCGGAAGCUUCGACCUGAAGUAUUUCUGUGAGCUCAGGCCAGGGCUCAUCGGCUGGGUGGUCAUAAACCUUGGGAUGCUGAUGAAGGAGGUGGAGCUUCGAGGGUCUCCCUCUCUUGCCAUGAUCCUGGUCAACAGUUUCCAGCUGCUCUACGUGGCCGACGCUCUGUGGAAUGAGGAGGCUGUUCUGACAACCAUGGACAUUGUUCACGAUGGUUUUGGCUUCAUGCUGGUGUUUGGUGACCUGGCUUGGGUCCCCUUCACGUACAGCCUGCAGGCCGCCUUCCUGGUGGUGCACCCGCGGGUGCUCACCUCCCUCCAUGCUGCAGCGAUAGUGGCACUGAAUGGUGCUGGAUAUUACAUUUUCAGAAAAUCCAAUUCGCAGAAGAACCAGUUCAGACGAGACCCGACACACCCGAGCGUUGCAGGACUGGAAACCAUUGCUACGGCAACGGGGAAGCGGCUGUUGGUGUCUGGCUGGUGGGGUCUCGUUCGCCAUCCCAAUUACCUCGGUGAUCUCUUCAUGGCCCUGGCAUGGUCCCUGCCAUGUGGAUUCUCACAUCUUCUGCCUUACUUCUACGUCAUAUACUUCACCAUCUUGCUGAUUCACAGAGAGGCUCGCGAUGAGAGACAAUGCAGGGCCAAAUAUGGAGUAGCGUGGGACACUUACUGUCGCCGGGUCCCCCACAGGAUCUUCCCUUACAUAUACUGAAAAGGACAGAAUUUACAAGAAACGGAGCAAAAGUGACGUACAACAUUACUACUGGGAAAGAGGACAUCACAGUUUUAUGCAGCCUUUUUGUGUAUAUGAUGGAUCUUUUGGUGCGUUUUGACAUUUAAACUGUGUAACAAGCGCUGUAGCUAAAGUCAGUCAGGAGCACUGCACAUCUCUUUUUUUAAAAUAUGAGGGCAAAAACAUUUUAGUGACCAGAAAAAUAAAAAAAAAUCUGUUCUUUUUGUCAACAAAAAAAAGACUGUCAUAGCAUUUGUAUUACAUUUUCUUUUCUGAGGUGUAUUGGUGCUUUUAAAAUGCAUUUUAAAUAAAAAAGAGAUAC